This is a messenger RNA of Plasmodium yoelii, 4527 nucleotides long. RefSeq names its product conserved Plasmodium protein, unknown function. The transcript has 2 exons. The coding region runs from base 1 to 4527 and encodes 1508 amino acids. Lineage: Eukaryota; Apicomplexa; Aconoidasida; Haemosporida; Plasmodiidae. The record is from RefSeq and is a predicted model, not a curated record.
AUGAAUAACAAAAAAAAAAAUCCAAAAAAAAAUUUUAAGAUAUAUGAUGAUUAUAAUUACAAUAGUUGUGGAUCAAAUGAGUGGUCAGAAAGUUCUGAUUGUUCAUAUUCUCAAUUUUAUGAAAUGUAUAAAAAAAAUAUGAGAAAAAAAAAAAAAAAAGAGAAAAAAGAAAAUGAAAAUUUACAAUUAUCUCGAAUUUGUAGCAAUUAUAUUAGUUCAAUUAAUUCAAAUUUCAAGAAGAAAGCAAAAAGACAAUAUUUGACUCUCUCUAACAACAGUAUAAAUAAGUUAAUAAAAUCGAGUUAUGAAAAUUUGCAAAUAGGUGAAAAUUUCCAAACGGGUGAAAAUUUCCAAACAGGUGAAAAUUUCCAAACGGGUGAAAAUUUCCAAACGGGUGAAAAUUUCCAAACGGGUGAAAAUUUCCAAACGGGUGAAAAUUUCCAAACAGGUGAAAAUUUCCAAAUAGGUGACAAAGCAAAAGAAGAUACCUUUAAAAAAAUAACAUCCAGAAUAAAAAAAUAUAUCAAAAAAAUGGAUAUUCAAAAUUAUGGAAAAUAUCAAAAUGAACAAAAUAAAUGGGUGAUAAAUGAAAACAAUACAAAUAAUCCAAUGUCUAUAACAGAUAUUAAAUAUAAUAAAAUGCCAAAUUAUGUGAUUGUAAAUUCAAAAAUGUAUGGGCAACCAAAUAGUAAUAUUAUAAAUAAGGAUGAAGAUAGAAAAGAAAUAACAAUUCCAAAUAAAUUAAACAAGAUAACAAAUUUAUUAACAUUUCUUAGUGACACAUCAUCGGAUAAUGAAGAUGAAAAUAAUUGCUUUUUCAAUACGUCCAUAAAAACAGAAUCCCCAAAAAUGGUGGAAAAUUGUAUAUUUUGCUCAAAAUUUGAAAUUGUAGAAAAAAUAAAAAAGUUUGUAUUUAAUAAAAUAAAACCUAUAUGUGCAUCAUGUUUUAUUAUAUUUUUAAAUUUAAUAAAAAUAAAUUCAGUUAUUUGUAUUUAUUGUUUUAAAAUAUAUUUUCCUUAUAAAGAUACAAUCAGAUGUGCUAUAUGUAAAAGACAGAGUUCAAAAAUAAUAAAAAAAUUUGAUGAAAAUUUAAAAAAUAAAUAUAAUAUUACAUCUAUUAUAAACGAAUUAAACAUUUUUAUAUCUUUAUAUAAUUAUCAGUUUAGUGACAAUAUAGAUACAGAUAUGUUUUUAAAUUUUUUUAUUAACAUUAAUUAUUGUUUUCAAAAUUUAUAUUCUUAUCUUUCUUCUCAUCAAAUGCUUAACAUUUAUAAAAGUUAUAUAUAUGCAAAUUAUUCGAAACCCUUUGAAGAUUUAAUAGGAGAUUUAAAAAAAAAAAAAAAAAAAAAAAAAAAAUUGGAAAAAAAUAAUAUUAUUAAUAAUUUUCCACAAAAAUGUAAAAUCGAAAAAAAUAAUUAUAUACAAUAUUUACACCAUACAUUAGAUAAAAUUAAGAAAUGGAGUGAUUAUGAAAUUUCGAAUUAUGAUUAUUUAAAAAAUAAAAAAAAAUCCAAAUUAAAUAAGCUCGAAAAUGAUAUAAAAAAUUAUACCAUCAUGCUAAACAAGUCAAUUGGAACAAAUAUAACCAAUUUGGUUCCAAAAAAAAAUGGAGAAAAAAAUGGAGAAAAAAAUGGAGAAAAAAAUGGCGAAAAAAGUGAAGAAAAAAGUGAAGAAAUAAAAAAUAAAUGUAUAGAACAGCGCAGCAACAUUUUAACCACUUUUCAAAAUGAUGGGGAAGAAAAGAAAUUAUGUCUAAAUGAGUUGCACAUAUCUAAAGAAGAAGAGAAUGAACAAGACGAUAAAAGAAAGAUAUUAUUAGAAAAUGAAGAAAAGAAAAUGAAAAACCAAAAUGUAUCCCAAUAUGAUAAUUGCAAAGAUAAUAUUCCUAUUAAAGAAAGCAACCAAAAUAGUGAAACUAAGUUGAAAGCGGUUGAAAAAAAUGCAAAAUUGAAUGAAAAAAAUGCCAAAUUUCAUGAAGAAAGCAAAACGUCAUUUGAAAAUUUUAGUAAAAUAAUAAUAGCUAGUUUACUUAAAUUAAAACAUGAAAAAAUAGAAUCUUCAUAUUAUAAUCUUAAAAAUGUGUCUAUUAAUAUAAGCCAAAUAAAUUUGAAUAAAACUGUUAAAAAAUAUUAUUCUAAAGAUCUUUUUUUGUUAUAUUAUAUUAAAUAUGUUCAGAAACAGAAGAAUGAGAUUCACCGACUAUUUCAAACUGUCCAGGGAGCCGAAAUCCAAGUGGAAAAUUUCAAAAGGAAAUUCAGGAUAGACUAUGGAAAAGAUGCUAACAUAAAUGAAAUAAAUAAAAACAUAUACGAAAAAAAUAAAUUGUUAAAUCGAGGUAAAUUAAUAUUAGAAAGCAAAAUAAAGAAUUUAGAAAAUUGUUCAAGUAUAAAACAAAUUUAUCAAAUAAUUAGCAAAUUUAGUGACAUUUUAGAAUUGUCUUUAAUUAAAAAUAGAAAUGAAAAUGAAGAUAUUGAAAAGAGAAACAUAAAGACAGUAAAUAAAUAUUUGAAAAAAAUGAUAAAAGAAAAUAAAAGAAAAAAUAAUGAAUUAACCAAAUAUGAAUCUUUUCAUAAUGAGUUAUUUUCAAUAAUAGAAAUAUUAAAUCUUUUAUAUGGUAUUACCGAAGAUGGAAAAAAUGGCGAAAGCAUAAAUAUGUCAAAUGUGUCAAAUUGCAAUUUAGUUAGUAUGUUGAGAAAAAUAAAAAUGUUUUUAUAUACAAAAAAAAUACAGAAAAUUAACGAAAAUUUAAAAAAAAAACCACUAAAUAAAUCACUAAAAAAAUCACUAAAAAAAAUAAAAAGAAAUUAUUCGACUUCGAAUAUAUCUUAUUCAGUACAACCACAUCAAAAAACAAACUUUAAAAAUGUUAAUGAACAAAAUAAAGAUAGUGAAAAAAAUAUACCAAAAAUAAUAUGUGUGUUAGAUAUUAAAAAAAAAAAUUUAGAUACAUUCUUAACAGAUCAUAAUCCCAUUAAAAUAAUAAAUAAAAAUAAUUUAAUUUUUAUAAAAGAAAUAUAUUCAUUUAAUUCAAUAUAUAUAAAUAAAAUAUAUAUAUAUGAUUUUAUGUCUAAUAUUAUGAAUAACUAUAUUACUCAUUUUAUUAACAAAAAUAAUGUUACUAUAUUUAAUUUUUCUCUAAGUUAUUCACGAAAUAAAAAAAAUGUAUUUUUAACUUUAUUUAAAGAUUAUUUCCAUCCCAAUCAAAAUGCGGACACCUCCACAAAACGCCAUGAUCGAUUUUCGAUUUUGCAGAAUGGGCCGGCAAGACAGAAUAUGCACAAGAAUGAAACAGUAAAACAGAAUAUGCACAAGAAUGGGGUGGCAAAACAGAAUAUGCACAAAAAUGGGGUGGCAAAACAGAAUAUGCACAAAAAUGGGGUGGCAAAACAGAAUAUGCACAAGAAUGGGGUGGCAAAACAGAAUAUGCACAAAAAUGUGAUCAUACAAAAUGGCGAAAUUGAAAGAUGCGAAAGUAAUGGUGGCCACUUGGAUAUGCCACGCGAUGUGAAAUCCGAAAAUAACAAUUUAAAGAAAAAUAUGACACUUAUAAAAAUUAUAAAUGAAUUAAAAAAAAAACUAAGCGAAAAAUAUUCGUAUGAAAAUUACAACUUAAAAUUAAGUAUAUAUGCCCAAAAAAAUAAAUCACUAUAUAAUAUUAACAAGUGUGUUUUUUUUAAACAAAAUAAAGUUAUUUCUUCAGAAGAGGAAAACAUUAAUAAUAUAAAAAAAUAUAAAAUUAAAAUAAAUUUAAAAAAUAAAAAAAAAAUGAAAAAAAAAAAUAAUAUUUAUUAUGUCGAUGAUAAAAAAAGACGAAAAAGUAGUGAUGAGGUUAAAAACAAAUCGAAAGAUGAAAUAAACAAAAAAGAAAACUAUAAUAAAAUAGAAUAUUUAAAUUGUAUAAAUUUAAAGAAAAUUAAAAAUAUAAAUAAAUACAUAAAUUAUAAAAAUAUAAAUAAGUUUAAAAAAUAUUCUAUUAUUUUUGUAAUCAAAUUAGAAUUAUUACUACCUUAUGAAAAUCAUAUUUUUAUCAAAAAAAAAAAAAAAAAAAAACUAAAAAGAAAAAAGGGAAUAUUCCAUUUUACACUUGUUGAUAUAACUAUACCUAUUUUUGAUAUAAUGAAAAAACAAAAUCAAACUGCUAUUAAUUAUUUUCUUGAAUUUAAAAAUAAACAAAACUUCGAAAGUAUAUUUAUCAAUUAUAUCCAGUCUCAACUUUUUAAUACACAAAAUUCUAUCUAUCAUUCUUAUAAAACUAUUCAAUUUUUAUUACAAAAAAAUCCACGUAUUUGUUUUCUUUUGUAUAUAAGAGAUGAUUUUUUCCUUUCGAAUUGUCAAAAUUUAUAUUCUAUAUCGAAUGAAGAAAAUAGCCAAAAUGAUCAGAAUAAAAAUAAGAGUAGUAAUGAUCAUGAAAUAAUUAAUCCAAAAAAAACACAAACAAAUCAAAACACAAUUAUAAAAUUAUUGUAUAUUUAUUAUUGGUGUAUCAUGUGUGAAGGGACAGGUGGUUCUAGUAUGCCUUCUUCCUAA